Molecule: messenger RNA, 7033 nt
Organism: Chelonia mydas (Green sea turtle)
Lineage: Eukaryota; Metazoa; Chordata; Testudines; Cheloniidae
Gene: PTPRE
Product: protein tyrosine phosphatase receptor type E
Exons: 20
Coding region: 24-2066 (680 amino acids)
Biological process (GO): protein dephosphorylation
Molecular function (GO): protein tyrosine phosphatase activity
Source: RefSeq, a predicted model, not a curated record
UAGCUUCUUCUUUUUUCAGAUCCAUGAUGGAACAGUCCAGUUCAUUCUUGAUUGUUUGUAUUAGUUUUCUACUUGUUGAAGCUUCAGCACACAAUGGAACUGCAUCACCAAAUAACACAACAACACAGUCUCCAGGAAAGAACAGGUCACACCAGCAACUACUGACUUCAAUGUUGAUCCUGCUUCUUGUGUUCAUCAUUUUCAUUCUUCUGGCUGGCUAUUUUUUCAGGUUCAGAAAACAUAGGAAAGCUGUUGUGACCUCCGGUGACAAAAAGAUGCCAAAUGGAAUCUUAGAAGAGCAAGAACAGCAAAGGGUGAUGCUGCUCAGCAGGUCUCCCUCUGGCCCAAAGAAGUACUUUCCUAUUCCAGUGGAGCAUCUGGAGGAAGAAAUACGGAUAAGAUCAGCAGAUGAUGGGAAACGGUUUCGGGAAGAAUUUAAUUCGUUACCAGCCCGAUGCAUGCAAGGAACAUUUGAAAUGGCAAAUAAAGAAGAAAACAGAGAGAAAAAUAGAUAUCCCAACAUCCUUCCUUAUGAUCAUUCCAGAGUCAUUUUGACCCAAAUAGAUGGAGUUCAAUCUUCAGACUAUAUUAACGCUUCAUACAUAGAUGGUUACAAAGAAAAGAAUAAAUUUAUAGCUGCUCAAGGACCUAAACAAGAAACAGUUAAUGAUUUCUGGAGGAUGAUAUGGGAGCAGAAAUCUGCAAUUAUUGUUAUGUUAACAAACUUGAAAGAAAGAAAAGAGGAUAAAUGUUAUCAAUACUGGCCAGAUCAAGGAUGCUGGACUUACGGAAAUAUCAGAGUUUCUGUGGAAGAUAGUAUCGUUCUCGUGGACUACACCAUUCGCAAGUUUUGUAUACAGUCACAACUUCAUGAUGGCUCUAAAGUUCCAAGGCUUGUAACACAGCUCCAUUUUACCAGCUGGCCUGAUUUUGGCGUGCCUUUCACACCCAUUGGGAUGCUAAAGUUUCUGAAAAAAGUCAAAACAUUGAAUCCUUCACAUGCUGGACCAAUUGUGGUUCACUGUAGCGCUGGCGUGGGUCGAACAGGCACAUUUAUAGUGAUAGAUGCCAUACUAGAUAUGAUGCAUGCUGAACAGAGAGUUGAUGUUUUUGAGUUUGUUACAAGAAUCCGUAAUCAGCGCCCACAGAUGGUUCAGACUGAUAUGCAGUAUUCAUUCAUUUAUCAAGCCUUACUUGAAUACUACCUCUACGGUGACACAGAACUAGAUGUGUCCUCCUUAGAAAAGCACCUUCAAGCAUCGCACACCACUACACCACAUCUUGUCAAAACAGGGCUAGAGGAAGAAUUUAAAAAAUUAACAAAUGUUCGAAUAAUGAAAGAAAACAUGAGAACUGGCAAUCUGCCAGCGAAUAUGAAGAAAGCCAGAGUCAUCCAGAUCAUUCCAUAUGACUUUAAUAGAGUGAUUCUUUCAAUGAAAAGAGGUCAAGAAUAUACAGACUACAUCAAUGCCUCCUUCAUAGAUGGCUAUCGCCAGAAGGAUUAUUUCAUUGCAACCCAAGGACCACUUCCUCAUACAGUGGAAGACUUCUGGCGAAUGGUGUGGGAGUGGAAAUGUCACACGAUUGUUAUGCUUACAGAAGUUCAAGAAAGGGAGCAGGAAAAAUGUUUUCAGUACUGGCCAUCAGAGGGCUCUGUAACUCAUGGAGAGAUAAAUAUAGAGAUAAAGAAUGACUGUCUUUUGGAUGCCAUAAGCAUAAGGGACUUCAUAAUCACAUUCAAUCAGGAGAAGCAGAGUAGACUUGUCCGACAAUUUCAUUUUCAUGGAUGGCCUGAAAUUGGAAUUCCUGCUGAAGGAAAAGGAAUGAUUGACCUCAUUGCAGCUGUCCAAAAACAGCAGCAGCAGACAGGAAACCAUCCCAUUACUGUGCAUUGCAGUGCUGGAGCUGGAAGAACAGGUACAUUCAUAGCACUCAGCAAUGUUCUGGAACGAGUAAAGGCUGAAGGGCUCUUAGAUGUAUUUCAAGCUGUGAAGAGCUUAAGAAUGCAAAGGCCACAUAUGGUGCAAACGCUGGUAGGGAAACUGAGGUACAGAAAGAUUAGAUGACUUGUCCAAGAGCACACAGGGACUCUGUGACAGAUCCAGGAAUAGAGCCUAUAUCUUCAGGGGUCCUAGAGGCCUAUGAUUGAAGCACUGUUAUGGUUGUGGAGAAAACCUUCAAAAUAUGUCCUGAGUGUAACCAAUGCAGAGAUGUCUGCCUGAACCAAAACAGUAGCUCUAAGCUGUGAACUCUCCCAUUCAUUUAAAUGGGAGUGAACUCAGAUGCCAGUGUUAAUACUUUACUACUGUCAACAUUAACUACCUCGUGUUGUAGGAACAAAGACAAAGUAUCAUAUUAAGAAGAUUCACACCAGUGUUUCCAAAAGUGUGGAAUGUGCCUCCCUUGGAGGGAUGAAGAACUAGCCAGGGGAUAGUGGAAGAUACAUAAAUUUAAGAUGGAUAGGUCUUUAACAACAAACGGCAGCAUUGCAUGGGGCGAGGGGAAGAUUGGUUUCAUUUUUCUGGAGUGGGACUCAGCUUUCAAAAGUUUGGGAAACACUGUAUUAUGGGUCUCUGACCUUGGAAGCAGGUGAGGUCAGUGUUUAUCACUGGGGAGAGCAAGGAGAAAAUAUACAGUGUUGCUGUAUCCUGUUAAAUAACUGUUACCCAGAAGUGACUGCAUUUCAUUUUGUUUGCUAGAAGCUGGGAAUGGGCGACAGGAUGGAUCACUUGAUGAUUACCUGUUCUGUUCAUUCCCUCUGGGGUACCUGGCAUUGGUCACUGUCAGAAGACAGGAUACUGGGCUAGAUGGACCUUUGGUCUGACCCAGUAUGGCUGUUCAUUUAUAAUUGGGAGGUGUGCAUUUCAUUUGUAACUGGGCUGGGUUUCCAUGUGUGUGUAAAAAUAUGAGAAAGAAUAUUCAUAUUGUUAGUUCUUUGGGGCAGGAAUUCAACAGGGCCACACUUGGCCUCUACAUGCUACUACAAUAUAAUUGUUUAAUAAUCAUAAUAAUAUGUAUGCAUAGAGCAUUUGUAAGGUGUUUUGAGGUUGUUUGAAAGGCACUGUGAACCCAGUUCUGAAAGGUGUGGAUCACCCAGAGCUCCUAUUGACAUCAAUGGUAAUUGAGGGUGCUUUGCACCUCCCAAAAUGUACUUUGCACUUAGCAGGAUUGGGCUCAGUGGUUUGCAAUUUCUUUCAUAUUAUAGAUGUCUAUUAAGUUUUGAGAGAAGCCUCUUGUGGACCUCCUCUAUUUCAACCUCCCAGUUCCAUCAUCCUCCCUGAAGCGGAGGAUUAGUUACAUACAGGCUCAGUUACAUACAAAUAGUGUCAGUUAAUAAAGACUAUGAAACUUGCAAGUUAAUAAAAUUGAGCAUAAAAACCUUUUGUGCAAAGAGCAGAAAUAUAAAAUUUACCAUCAAUGGGGUAGAUUAUUUGUUUUGUCAUAAACUUGCUGUUGUCCAAUUUAGAAUAUGUUGCAUUUUAUGGAUUUACCUAAAUCUGAUUAUUCCAACUUAAACAUAAUGUACAAUCGAAGUAAAUCUGAAUUUCUCUUUUUUUAUUUUUUUAGGAACAGUAUGAAUUCUGCUACAAAGUGGUACAAGAUUUCAUUGAUAUAUAUUCUGAUUAUGCUAAUUUCAAAUAAAACUUCCUGCCUUAUUUUUUAAUUUAAUCUGUAAAAAUAUUUGUAAAUCAUGUUAAUUUAUAUCAUAUUUUCCAUUAUGAUCAUUCCUACUGUAAAUGAUAUUGUCUGUGUUUUGCUUUAAAAGUCACUUUUGCUGUAUAAAAUUAUAAAUUACUCAAAUAUAAAUAUCUUUUAAAAGCUAAUUAUAAUAAAUGUUCAUAUACAAAAUAUCAGUAUAUAUGUUGUUGAAUGUUAUAUACAUUUUUAACAAAAUCUUGGGUGCAUUUCUCUCUUUGCGUUUUCCAAUACAUUAAAAUAUCAAUAUUAAUUUUAUUUCCCAAGUUUAGCAGCCCCUAAAUUUUACAAAGCAAUUUUUUAUUUUAUAUUAAAUAAUGAAUCAUAGUGAAUAUGUUGGCUCUGACCCUUCUCUCACUGAGGUCAAUAACAAACAAUUGAUUUCAUGAGUAGUAAUGUUCAUUAGGAGCCAGAUUCUGACACCCUUACUCAUCUUCAGUAACACCUUACUCUACAAAUAGUCCCAUUGAAGGCAAUGAGACUGUUCCUGGAGUAAGAUGCUAUUCAGUGGGAGUAAGGGUGUCAGAAUCUGGUCCUCAGAGUGUAAUAACAUAUGCUCCACUACAACUUACAAACAAACUUUAACAGCCAUACUUUUUAAAGUCAGUAUAUUGUACACAGCUUUAUUUCAAGAUAAGCUGCCAGUUAGAAAUAACUCAGUGUAAAUACAGAGUUUAAUAAAUUAUUUGAUUUCAAUGUAGUCUUGAACAUUCAUUUUAUUUUGCUUUUUUAUUAAAUCUAAUGUAUUUUUAAAUGUUCCUUACUGAAAUACAGUUUUGUAAUUUAUGAGUGAGUUUCACUAUUUUGAAGAUAUUUUGCAUGUCGGAAGAUUAAAUUCUGCUGAGAAUAGUUUUGCUGAACCUGAGCUUCUGUCAACUAUUGCAAGAGGCAUUAUUCCUGUUGCCACUGACACAGAGCUUGAUAUAAUAUGUAUGAGAGAGAGAGAGAGAGAGAGACUGAGACUCUGCUUGACUAGAAUAUAAAAGCAACUUCUUAAAUUUUUUGAAAAAGCAUUUUAAUAUUGAAAUCACACUGGUAUCAGCAGUAAAGACUGUUGAUAGGAAAAAGCUCUUUUAAAAUGUAUAUUCUUAAAAUAAUGUCUCCAUAGUUAAAAAUCAGAUCUUUCCCUAAUACAAAAGGGGGUAUCUAUGUGUUUGCAUGUGUGUAUAUAAUGAAAUAUUUCAGAGACCUAAACAGGAUUUGGGGGACAGAAAGUACAAAAGACACAAGGCAUCUGAAUGUUGAAUAUUUUAAAAAUAUCUCUCUCAUCUUUUAAAAAAGUAUAUAAAUUAAUGAGCACAAAUAAAUAUAAAAAUAUUUAAUUUAAUGUAUAUUAAUAUGCAAUAGUUCUGUCUUGUUUAAUUGGUUAUUUUUGAAUGCAAACAUAAAAGCCUAAUUUAAAAAUAAGCAUACCUAAACUGAUGUUUUCAUUCUAGUUCUUGCACUAUUUAUCUAUCCCAUGUUCAUUUAUAAUAUCUGGAAAUAAAUAAAAGUUCAUUAUUCUUUUAAUAAUGCAAAGAGUAACAAAAGGUAUUCACACCUCUCCUUUUAUUACAUAGUGAAUUGAAAAUUGUUCAGGUUAAAAGCACAGUUUUGAAUACUGCCAUUUAUUGCUUAUUGUCUUCCCAGUAAUGCACUGCUGUAUAUUUAUUUGUACAGUAAUUAUGCACUUAACAACUAAAACCAUUUGUUGCAAGACUAAAUAGUUUGAGGUUAAUGGAUUAAUUCAAAAUGCAAAAAUCUUUGACUAAAGAAAAGAAUGUUAAAUAAGCUUUCAAUUCUGGCAUGGUUUGAAAAUGGAAAAUAUAUUAAAAUGAAAGUCGUCAGAUACGUGCAGGUACAAAAGGCCAAUACACUAAGGUGGUCAAUAUAAAUAUUUGUAGCAUAGGGAGAAUGUAAAUAGGAUACUAAAUUUGAUGAUGCUGAGACUAUUAAUAAUUUCAUCUCUCAGUCAUUACAGAAUUAUUCUCAACAAUAAAUCUCAAAUGAUGGCUCAGUCUAGUUUUAAAUACAAACAGUUAUGCUUCCACCAUUUCCCUUGGGAGUAUAUUCUACAGUCUAAGUAGAUCUCACUGUUGAGAUUUUUUCCCUAAUAGUCAGCCUACAUAUUUUGUUUCGCAUUUUCCCUUUAUUCUGCAGUGCUCCUUGGACAGCCCUUAAGAUCUGGCUGUGUUCAGAUGUUUGGUAGAUUUGUCUUGAUAUUACCUAACAAUUGCCUCCUGGAGUAGAACUCAAUUUAGAGGAGGAGACAACCUUGUUAGAUAAUUAAAAGUUAUCCUGAAGUGAGAGCUGCCAAUUUAGACCUAUAUGCCAGCACAAUCAUACUGACAUCCGUGUGUUCAGAAGGGUCCACCCUAACAGAUCCUUUUACAGGUUUACAGGCUCUCUGUCUGAUUAAUGAAUGCAAGGCAAGGCAGCAAGUUACUUCCUGCAUCAGGAGGCUAUCAGUAACUCAACAAAAACUAUGAUUAAUAUUAACCAAAAUGCCAAGAAAUUCCUGUUGUCUUUAAUAUAAAGACAUCUAAGAUGUAACAGAAGUACCCAUACAAAUAUUUCAGAAGUGAGAAAUAAGCUAAGCAAUGACAUUUUCUUAUUAUAAUUUAGAAAGCUUGUUUUCCAAUUCUUUUUAGUCAAAUAUUCUUUUUUAGUCAAGGUACAAAUAAGGUUGUUGUACUUAAUACAACAGUCUAAUAAAUAUAUAGAAGGAUUAUCUCUUCAUAAAUUUUCUGUAUUGCAUGGAAUUGCAUUAAAAUGCCAAAUAGGGAUUAGAAAAUGUAAAUUCUGGUCCGUAUGCAUUAUUGGUCACUAUGUGACUUACUUUACUGUCUAUUUUCAUGUGUUACAUUAGGCCCCAAUUCAUUAAAGCAUUUAAAUAUAUACUUUAAGUCUAUCUCUAUUCAGCAAAUCACUUAAGCAUGUGCUGAAGUACCAUUGGCCUUCUGCUGCUGAAACAUGCACUUAAGUGCUUUGCUGAAUUGGGGCCUUAAUAAAGAAUGCAUACUGUAAUUACCAGUGUUUUAAAAAGUAUUUUUAUGUAUGUUUUUUAAACUUUUAAAAUGAGCCUGACCUCCUGUGUUAACGUUUUGAAAUGUUUUCAUUUCCCUGGUAUCAUUUUUAAUGUAAAGUUACUGAAACUUUUCUGUGUAAUAAAUUGUAUUUAAUUUGUUAAAUCUUUAUAAUGUAUGUAUGUAUUGUACAGUUUCAGCUAUCAUUGAUAUUUUCUUUUAUUACAUUUAUAAUUUGAUCUUGCUGUGUGUAUAAUGCCAGUGAAUGUUGCUGAAUUAUUUGUAUAUGCAAAUUGCAAGAUCUAAUACAUUCUGAUGCAAGAACAAAGCUU